Messenger RNA from Chanos chanos (milkfish), 1164 nucleotides. Its product is annotated as protocadherin gamma-A4-like. Gene Ontology annotation, molecular function: calcium ion binding. The transcript has 2 exons. NCBI's taxonomy places the organism in Eukaryota, Metazoa, Chordata, Actinopteri, Gonorynchiformes, Chanidae. Gene Ontology annotation, cellular component: plasma membrane. The record is from RefSeq and is a predicted model, not a curated record. The coding region runs from base 1 to 1164 and encodes 387 amino acids. Gene Ontology annotation, biological process: homophilic cell-cell adhesion.
AUGGCUGCUGCGGUGCUGUUUCUGUAUAUGGGCCACACCGGAUGGCAGUUUUGUCGUAGUUUACUGGUUAUCUGUGUUAUAUUUUUCUGCUCACCUGUUUCGGGACAGAUCCGGUAUUCUAUUCCGGAGGAGAUGAAGAAAGGUUCUCUCAUUGGUAACGUAGCACAAGACCUGGGGCUCAAUCUGAGGAGGUUGAAAACAGGACGAGCCCGUAUUGUUACCGGAGAAAGCGUUCAGUACACAGAGCUUAAUACAGACAAAGGGCUUCUGGUCGUCAGGGAAAGAAUAGACCGAGAGCAGCUUUGUGCAGACAUCACGCCGUGUAGCUUUAGUAUCGAGAUAAUUUUGGAGAAUCCGAUGGAAUUGCAUCCGGUGAAUCUUUUGAUUCAGGACCAGAAUGACAACACACCCCAGGUUUUGUACCCCGUACAGACUGGUGGCUCUCUGGUGGCUGAAAUAGUGCCUCGUUCAGCAGAUGUGGGCUAUCUUGUCACUAAAGUGGUGGCUGUAGAUGUGGACUCUGGUCAGAAUGCCUGGCUCUCAUACAAACUUCUCAAAGCUGCAGACAGACCACUGUUUGAAGUUGGAUUACAGAAUGGAGAAGUAAGAACUGUACGUCAAGUAACUGAUAAAGAUGCUGUGAAACAAAGGCUUACUGUUGUAGUGGAGGACAACGGCCAGCCCUCUCGUUCAACAACUGUCAAUGUUAACGUUGCGGUGGCGGAUACCUUCCCCGAAAUGCUGUCGGAAUUUACUGAUUUUACGCAGGACAAGCACAAGGACGACAAGUUGACUUUUUAUUUAAUUCUAGCCUUGGCCAUAGUUUCUUUUCUCUUGUUGACGUCACUCACUGUUAUAAUAUCUGUUAAAAUUUACAGAUGGAGACAAUCUCGUGUGUGUUAUCAGUCUAAUCUUCCGGUUAUCCCAUACUAUCCACCCUGUUACGCAGACAUCGGGGGUAGAGGGACUUUGCAGCACAUGUCUAAUUACGAGGUAUGUGGGACCACUGAUUCCCGAAAGAGUGUCAGUGAUUUCUUCACACCCUGUCGUCAGGAUGUGAUGAUAGUAGACCCUAGUACUACAGGAACGAUGAGGUGUGCAUACAGCGACAAAAACAUCCUGGAUGAGCCCGACUCACUCUUAAAGGUAAAUAUCAUACGGUGA